CUUAAUCGAGUGUCAUGGCGAAUGUGUUGGUGUUUAUAAAUGUCCGGCGUCAGAAAGGCUGGCAGUCGCACAUCUGGAUGGUACCAGUUUCUUGAAAAAUAUUGACGGCGUGUCUGUCAUGGCUGCAGUGAAAAACAGCGCAAAGAGGGAGGUGGAAUCUGUUAAAGAUUACACUCAGGAGCUGUCAGGCUCUCACACUUCCUCUCCAACCUCCACCACCUCCAGCGAUGACAACAACAGUAUGGGACCACAGCGGUGCCAAUCUUUGGAUGUUCACCAAAGCCUUUUAAAUGGAGCCCAGCCGUACCCAUUUGUCUGCGGCGGUGUCCUGGAUGCCCCCUGCUCAGACGAUUCAUUGCCUUCAGGAGCACUUGUUAAUGGAUCUGCUUCACACUGUACCUCAGAGGAACCCCAUGUCCCCAACAAAGAUGCAUCCCCUUUGCCUGGAACAGACACCAACCCCGAGGUGUUAGAGCCUCCCAGCGAGCUUCAAUCAAACACUUGGCAAAAACCAGACGGGCACUUUACGAACGCGCCAUCCACACAGACCUCAUCAGAGUCGGACAACAGCGGCUGCGAGACUCCCUUGUUGGAAGGUGAUGGAGAUAACGCAUCAAUCGGGCAGCUGUGGACGAGCAACGGCGUGGAGCCGUCGUCCUUAUGGGAUGUUGAUUGCAAUUCGGAGUCAUCAGAGAGUUCCUCCGAUGACUAUGAAGGCCUAAACAGGGGUCUGCGGGAGAAGUUCAUGUACCUUCUGUUAAAAGGCGGGGCGCUUGAUCGAGUGGUGAAAAGAAAGAGAGAAAUAGACAGCCUGCAGCCUUCCAGGAAGCGGGAAAUGCUCAUGAAGCGGGUACCAAGCAAUGGAAAUGUUAACGGUUGUAACGCCAACUCUGAUUGUGAUUCUGGCUCCUUUCUUAUGGAAGGAUCUUCCAUAAUUGAUGAAAGUUUGAAAGCCUGUGCAGGCUCACAUCAAAAGGAUUCCUGUGUCAAGAAAAGCAUAAUGUCGGAUGGCGAAGUAGGUGGGCAAGAUGAAUCCGAUACCCAUGUGGAUGCCAAACCUGCAGCAUUAAAGAGGAGCCUGGAAACUGAGUCGGAGUCUGAGCUGUCGUUCUUCCAGUGUACAAAGUGUGAUGCUAAUUUCAAGGAGAAAAGGCAAUUGCACAGGCAUAUGAUGUAUCAUUUAGACUUGCAUCAUCAAGAAUGGCAAGAGAGCCUGGCGCACCCCUUUAUAUGCAAAGAGUGUGGGCGUUUGUUCCGUGAACGCUCUUUCCUGCAGAAGCACAUGCUGAUCCAUCAGGUACGACGGGAGAAGUUGAUGGAAGAGAUUAAAAGUCUGAACGAAUCAGGACACGAGGGCUCUCGGGGUGAUUACGGAGCCAGCGGUCACCAACCUUGCUCAGGUGGCGCUGAAACUCCUGACCGGGACGAGGACGAAUCUUGUUACAGUCGUGAAGAACCCAAUCACGAAACGUCCACCAAGUCAGAUCUGGAAGCACACCAACGCACGUCUGACCUCAACCCAAGCCAAAGAAGGCUAGCAACAUCCUUUGGCAUGUAUUUCUGUCCAAUCUGCACAUUCACGUCAAAGAGCCGGAGCAUCUUCAGGGAGCACCUGCAACUCGUCCACGAUCGGGCGUUUUCCGAUUACGAACUUCAGUCGGCACAAGGCCACGGUGGGUUAACAAGCCAAAAUAAAGCACACUUCUCACCAAAACCAAAGUUCCUCAAAGAGCUGCAGAACAAAAAAGGUUUAGCAGGGUCCUCCAUGAGGUCCAACGGACUUUCAAACCUUUAUAUUCCAGACAAUGGUGCUCCAGAAACCUGUAAAGGUUUGAACUCACCAGUACGCAAGUGGAGCUUCAGCAGCUUGGCAAACAACCCGUCAGCGUCUUCUCUGCAACGUGACAUGCCAAGUAAGUUAUCUUACUCUGCACAGAGAAAAGGCGUGCCAACGGAUCUGUCGAUUGGUGAAGAGGGCAGUCAAGAACGGGACGCAAACAGUCGUGCCAGUUUUGACAUGGAGUCGUCGAGUUGUAUUAAAUUUACUAACAAUCCCAAAGUGGUGGCAGCGCCAAGUCGAAAAGUCCCCUCAAAAAGAAAAAUGUCCACCCCUUCUCGCAACACCCCUGUGAACACCUUUCUGAUCUCAUCAAAACCUAAACCAGCAUCUUCAGGAAAAAUGUUCUACCCUUUCCACAGCGCCAACUACGAUUCUGACGAUCCCGACCAUUCUGAUCUCAAUGCUAUUGAACAUCACCAAACCCCCUACACCCCUGAACACGUCCUCCAACCGGGACGUUUGCUCCACAGAGUCGGCGACGACAACUUCACGUCAGAGCAAUCGGAUUUCGUCGACAACUCGGAAUAUGAUGAUGAGAUCAGGACUCUAGUAGUAAAAGAGGAGAACAUCGAAACUUCAAUAGGUGAGGACAAUUCAGAAUACCAAGACAUGAGCGAUUCUUACACCAGCUACUCCAUACCCCCCAUGUUCGAAAUGGAACAGAAGUGCUGUCCGUAUUGUCCAGCAGUGUUCGAUUCAGGGGUGGGAUUAUCCAAUCACAUCAGAGGACAUCUGCACAGAUUGGGGCUGAGAUACGAGGCCCGUCACAUGCUGUCGCCCGAACAGGUAGCGUCUCAGGACCAGCAGCCUCGCGUCCGCCGAAGAGUGGCAACCAUCAAACGAAUAAAGAAAGCAACAGAGAAGCCAGCAGCUCAAACCGAGCACACCUGCCCCCUGUGUCUGGGCUGGUUCGACACUAAAACCGGCCUGUCCAAUCAUGUGCGGGGUCACCUAAAGCGCCUCGGGAAGUCGAUCACGGGUGUCAGCAAGUCUCCUCUGUCCAUCCUCAAAGAGCUGCUGCAGGACCGGAAUGAGCACAGCAACAUGCUGCAGGUCCUGGAGCCGAACCUUUACCUCUCCAGACCUUUUAUUUCGCAAAACGAGUUUGCCGAAAACGAGGGUCCGUCUCACGAACCCACUGACGACUCUGAGAUGAUUCAGCAUUACAGCGACGACCUGAUCGCUGAGGAUGAGGAGAUGAAUGAGACCGCGGAGGAGAAGGUCAACGGGGUCACUGAAACCUCAAGUACUUUGGUAGAGCUGCUGAAGGAGCGGCAACCUGACCGGGACCCGGAGGACACGGUUCAGUCCCAGACUGCCAGAGCCCGGUUUAUGGUUCCUUCACUCAAAACCGCUUCUUCCAAAAGUCUCCCCGAGCAGCCGGACCCAUCACGCAGCCAAGAUACAUUGGAACCAAAUAAGAAAGUCUGUAUCCACUGUAAUGCAACUUUCCACAGCGGUGUCAGUCUGUCCAAUCAUCUCCGAGCUUACGCCCGAAGGAAGAAACUGGCCCUGGAGGAAGGAACAACAUAUGACUGCAGUGUGAAGCGAGCUCGCUCAAGAUCAGGGCCAAAGAGAAAAACGUUCCAAACUCAACCCACCACCUCUGAAGUGAUCUACACCCUCCCCUGCAGGUUUUGCGAUUUGGUGUUCGAGGGGCCGCAGCAUGUACAGGAGGACUGGGUGAAGCACUUGCAGAGACACCUCAUGCACAGCGGCACGGGCGCACCCAUGGUGGAGAUACCAGCUCUACCCGCCGUUCCCCCUGUGCGUGAGGAGCAGAGCGCUCCGGACCGCAUCACUCAGGGCCAAUGACCACGUUUACACACCCUUUUUAUUCACUUGACACCUCUUCUGCACAUGAACUGUGUAUAAAGACGUUUAUUUACAACUGUACAAAUGUAAAAGUAAAAAAUUAAACAAAAAUUAUGUUACAUAUUCACUCAUCGGCCACUUUAUUAGGAACACCAUACCCCUAAUGGGUACCACUUGCUCACCCACUUUCGCUCGUGUAGCCGCUUCAGUUGUUUGGUGUGGAUUUCUCAAGGUGUUGGAAACGUUCUCACUUUUCUACAUCCCAAAGGUGCUCUCAUUGGUUCAGAUCUGGUGACUGGGGAAGCCAUUGAAGUACACUGAGCUUAUCGUCACGUUAAUGGAACCAGUUUGUCAUAAACUUUGCUUAUAAGAGGGUAAAAUGUGGCCAUAAAGGGAAGCACGGCCAGCACCUCCACUCAUUUAGCCUGUAGCAUUAAAACCAAGCUUGAUUUUCCAUGUUGGGAAACGUCUUCCACACCAACCAGUACACCACCGAUACAGCUCCGUAUUUUGACAUUUUCCUCCCAAUCUGGUCGUAUCCAAUUACCAGAUUGCAUUACACUUCCUCUCUGUUGAUGUUGAUCUCCACUCUGAAUAAGAAGAGUCGUGACUAACGCGCGCCCCCUCCGACACGUGUGCAGAAGCCGACUGCAUCUUUUCACCUGAACGAAGAGAGUUCAUAUGUGGAUCAGCUUUGUGUACAGACAGACAGCAGAGGUCAUAACUGCAUCAGUUAUAAGGAAUCCCCUCCAGAACCAGUCCCUUGAACAACAAGCCAAUUGUUGUUCGUGUAGGCGCCUAGCCUGCCGGUAGCAGAGCUGAGAUUCGACCCGAUGAGUCCGAAAUGUCAGCUACCACUGCGCUACCUGAGCGCCCUAUUUAUGCCAAAUAUUGAUGUAAAUAUUUAAGCAUUUUUCAUUGUCUAGUUGGAGUGAUCCAGUACCUGUGCCCACAGUACCAAGAGUUCCAAGUGUUCUUGGUUGUAAGGAAGGAAACCCAGUGGGGUUCAGAGGUGUGGCUGAGAUGCUUUUCUCCUCUUUACGGUUAUAAAAAGUGCUUUGAGUUACUUUAGCCUUCCUGUCAUUUUAAACCAGCCUGGCCGUUCUUCCAUAAUAGCCGUUAGUACCAUAAAAAUCCCAGAUGAUCAGAUCAUCAAACUCGAACCAUCACCAACAGCCACGCCAGGGUCACAAUCACACACGUUAUAUUCUGAUGUUGGUAAAUAUUUACUGAAGCUUUUGACCCCCAUUUCUGUGUGAUGUUCGGCAUUGUGCUGCUGUACCUGUGCCCACAGUACCAAGUUCCAAGUGUUCUUGGUUGUGUGGAAGGAAACCCGGUUGGGUUCAGAGGGGUGUGCUGAGAUUUUUUCCUCUCUUCACUGUUUUAAAGAGUGCUUUAUUAGUUACUGUAGCCUUCCAGUUGUUUUAAACCAGCCUGGCCGUUCUUCCAUAAUAGCAGUUAGUACCAUAAAAAUCCUAGAUGAUCAGAUCAUCAAGCUUGAACCAUCACCAACAGCUACGCCAGGGUCACAAUCACACACAUUAUAUUCUGAUGUUGGUAAAUAUUUACUGAAGCUUUUGACCCACAUUUCUGUGUGAUGUUUAGCAUUGUGCUGCUCUCAUAUGACUGACUGAGGCAGGUGUACAGACAUUUCUAAUAAAGUGGCCAGUGAGUGUAUAUAUAACAGAUAAAUGUCUACCAAUAUAUAGAUAAAUAUAUAUAUAGAAAGACAGGUUUUCUAAUAUUAUUACAUUAUUCUUUUACUUUUUCUCUUGGCUGAUAAGGCAUGACAUUUAUGUCACAUGUAAAAGUAAGCACAUUCUCCUCUAAGGUUCUGUUUGUUCAGAGUAGAAGCAGGGAGAUCUAUUUUUAAAUCUCAUCUACACCUGUAGUGCUGCACUUGCUGACUCUAUUCCUUCGAUAUGAAAUGAUUAUAUGAUUCUUUUUUUAUGCAACCAGGAAAACACUGAAAAAAAUAGUAAGAAUGACCAUUAAUGAAAUCUUACUCUCUUAAUUUAAGGUAAAAUACAUCACUGUAUUCAAUUUUAUGCUUUAAAUCAAUCAGUAGGAAGUAGAAGUAGAAAAAGUAGUUUUAAAAGAAUAUUAUCAUUAUUGUUUUUUGUUAUUAUUUUACUUUGUUUCCAACAGUUCCAGUCAUUUGACCAGUGUUGCCAGAUCAUGUGAGAACCCUUACAAUCAGAUGUUUUUCCUUCUUGUAAUCAAACCAAAAAAAGGCUUUAGAAUGCUAACUAUCCUGUCCUUUUAACUGUCCUGUUAUUGCUUCAUUGUAAUAGUGGUUAAUACCCACUAUUAAAAGUGGAAACCAGAUGCUUAGGUGGCACCGCACUGCUUAGGUCUGAUGCACUAGCCCACCAUCGCUAGAUCUCAAUCUUGAGCGCUCAAGUUGUACUAUGUGCUAUCGACCCCCUGGGCAUCCAACAGGCACAGUUGGCUGUGUCUGGAUGGAGCACAUUUUAAUCUGGCCCUGUCUGAUUUCCUGAUUGUGAGAAAGAAGGCAGAAAUGCAACAAUUAAUACAUAAUUAUAAAUAAAUAAUUAAAGAAGUGAAAACUUAUCUGGCAACUCUGAACCUGUUACCUGCAGGUAACUGUACAAUUUACAGUGCUGUGAAAAAAAUAAAUUUCUUUUAUAAUUGUC
Trichomycterus rosablanca is the source of this 6312-nucleotide messenger RNA. It is a transcript of the gene znf644b, whose product is annotated as zinc finger protein 644b. The coding region runs from base 119 to 3655 and encodes 1178 amino acids. The transcript is spliced from 7 exons. Gene Ontology annotation, cellular component: nucleus. Gene Ontology annotation, biological process: regulation of transcription by RNA polymerase II. The record is from RefSeq and is a predicted model, not a curated record. Gene Ontology annotation, molecular function: RNA polymerase II cis-regulatory region sequence-specific DNA binding; DNA-binding transcription factor activity, RNA polymerase II-specific. Lineage: Eukaryota; Metazoa; Chordata; Actinopteri; Siluriformes; Trichomycteridae.